CAGCAGGAGGAGGUGGAGUUAUCCCUUUGUCCCGGGAGCUGGUCUGACAGGAAUCGGGCCAGCAGGAGGGUGGCUCUGGUGGCUCCGGUGGCUCCGGGGUCCCAGUCCUGUCCCUGCUCCCCCCCGGACGYGUUUGGAGCYCGAUGGGGCUGAGGACAGGGCWGGGCAGGGCAGGGCAGACCCCCGGGGCAUCGCGGGGCUCGGAUGGGCUGAGCCGGACCCGCUGAGGAUGUGCCAAGUGGGUCACCUGGAUCCCGGCGGCCACCGAAAGGUGCUGAUGAAAACGGGGCUCAUCCUCCUCAUCCUCGGCCACCUCAACUUCAUCAGCGGCACCCUCGUGCACGGCACCGUCCUGCGCUUCGUGCUCAGGGCCCAGGAUGUCACCUCCCUGCACUACGGGGUCACCAACAGCGCCUCUGCCAUCGCUGCGCUGCUGGUACCGCUGGGACAGGGGCUGGGG
Messenger RNA from Malurus melanocephalus (red-backed fairy wren), 460 nucleotides. It is a transcript of the gene TMEM54, whose product is annotated as transmembrane protein 54. The transcript has 2 exons. The record is from RefSeq and is a predicted model, not a curated record. Lineage: Eukaryota; Metazoa; Chordata; Aves; Passeriformes; Maluridae. The annotation marks the transcript as partial.